AUGUCAGCUAUACAAUCGUUUCUGCAGGAUCGCCCCAAGUACACCAUGCAGGGUGUGAUAUCUUACCUCGAGUCAUUUGAAACUUUUAAGGAAAUGGAGCUAGACGAAAGGGAUAAGAAGAUCAAGGUGCUGGAGGAGAAGUUGAAGGCUGUGGAGAACGAGCUGAAGAUUUACAAAGAGCGAGACGAAGAAUCUGCUCGUCGGAUUGAAAUAUUGGAGCUUGCAUUGAAGAUGAACUUUGACGGAGCAAGUACAGUUCUGCUUAAGGCAGCGCGAGAGAAGGAAGAGGAUGUUGAGGUCGAAGCUCGUGCAGAGAUAGUCUGUACAGAAGGCGAGCAAGUCGAUGACAUGUCUGCUUUCUUUGGCAACAAGCUCAAACCGUUCGAAGAAUCGACGACAGAGAUCAAGGGAUACCGUGAAUUUGCAUCUUUGCGAAGCCACAUGGACAGCAUCAACGAUCUCAGCUGGAACUCGAACGGCUCGCUCCUCCUGUCUGCCUCUGAAGACGGCUGCUUGAAGCUAUGGUGCCUGAAGAGCAUCAAGGCAGUCACGAAGGCCUCUAACACGGUGCCCGACAUCGAGCCGCUCAUCACGUAUCGCGGUCAUAAUGGAGCUGUAAACUGCGGAAUCACAGUCUCCGCGGGUCGCGGGGACCCAAACGGUUUCUGCGUGAGUGGAGGGCUUGACGGAUCAGUCCGCCUGUGGGAUACACCCAAGGUAGAGCAGGAUCUUUACGAUAGCGUGGGCUGCAGCGUUCGCAACGAGAGGAUGUGCUAUACGUAUCACAGCGAUGCUGUGUGGGCGAUAACCUACACCGCAAAGCAUCGAUUCCUCAUCUCAGGAUCUGCCGACGGUAUAGUGAAAGGAUGGAGCAUCGGGGACUUGCUGGAGACCAAAGAUUCCGAACUGAUCGAGGGCGGCAACAUUCAAGACCAUGACCGACCGGCUGUCCACGACUACCGUCGGCAAGGCUCUCUGGCCGAGCCCGGAGUAGCCAUCGCCAUUGAAACCAGCCCCCAAGACGCGGACCAUUUCUUUGCCUUGUAUGACAACGGUGCUGUUGCAGACUUUGACGUCGCUUCACAAACUGUGAGGCUAGACUUUCUGGUCCAGUCGGAGCACAACUCGAGCACGCCUUGCGCAUCCAAGGCACCAUCGGGGAAAACAGUCUUCCAGCUCCCAGCCCACGAUGCCCCAGUCGUAUCGGUCAUGACAGGAGGCGCGGAUGGAACGUGCCGUGUAUGGGACCUUCGCAAGCAGAGAUGCGUCUGCGAGAGCCGGUUGGAAGCGAGCAAGUUCGGCAACAGGAGCAUACAGGUAGCAGCCAACCCCUGCAAGAAGAUCAUCGCUGUCGGGUCCGUGGACGCAAGGGUGUCACUGCUCUCAUCCUAG
This is a messenger RNA of Guillardia theta CCMP2712, 1392 nucleotides long. RefSeq lists its product as hypothetical. NCBI's taxonomy places the organism in Eukaryota, Cryptophyceae, Pyrenomonadales, Geminigeraceae. The coding region runs from base 1 to 1392 and encodes 463 amino acids. The record is from RefSeq and is a predicted model, not a curated record. Gene Ontology annotation, molecular function: protein binding. The transcript has 12 exons.